Messenger RNA from Cladophialophora immunda, 2448 nucleotides. RefSeq lists its product as uncharacterized. NCBI's taxonomy places the organism in Eukaryota, Fungi, Ascomycota, Eurotiomycetes, Chaetothyriales, Herpotrichiellaceae. The record is from RefSeq and is a predicted model, not a curated record. The transcript has 11 exons. The coding region runs from base 1 to 2448 and encodes 815 amino acids. Gene Ontology annotation, molecular function: NADP binding; N,N-dimethylaniline monooxygenase activity; flavin adenine dinucleotide binding.
AUGUCGUAUGAAUACAAGGGGCCUGUCGAUGUCGGCGCCGCUUUCGACGAGAGCCGGGUCAAAGGCAAGACAGCUAUCGUUACUGGAGGCGCCAACGGAAUAGGUGAAGCCUAUGUCCGACACCUCGUCAAGGCAGGAGCAUUCGUUACAGUUGCGGACAUGGACGAACCUCGUGGGAAAGCCCUUGAGGAGGAGCUCUCAAUCAAGUUCUUCAAAUGCAACGUUUAUCAUUGGUCGGACCAGCUGGCCGUGUUUCGAUCAACACUAUCGGCAUCUCCCACGGGUCGGAUUGAUAUAGUCAUCGCCAACGCAGGUAUCAGCGGCGGUGACUCUGUUCAUUUCAAUGACCUCAGCCUCGAUGAGCCGGAAGAGCCAAAGUUGAAUGUCCUCGCCGUGAACCUCGUUGGCGCACUGUAUACAAUCAAACUUGCCUUGUUUUACUUCCGCAAGCAGGGUUUGAAUGGUCAAGGGCAGGACCAGAAUCUGAUCCUCCAAGGAAGUGUCGCAGGCUACAUCGAUUUUCCUGGUGCACCACAGUACACUGCCUCAAAAUACGGCCUUCGAGGUAUCAUGAAGUCGUUGAGGUGGUCAGAGGUUCAAUUUGGCACUCGAACCAACUAUAUAGCGCCAUGGUUCGUGAAAACAUCCAUCCUGAGCCCAACUGCAAAGAAAUGGCUCGAGUCUUCUGGAACCGAGUUUGCAGAUGUUGAGGACGCGGCACGCUGUGUCAUGAGGAUCUUAUCGGACCAGAGUAUCAAUGGUCGCGCAUUCAGUAUCAUGCCACGAAGCAUGGCCCCCCACAGCUUCCUCGACAUAGAUAUAGACGACUACAAAGAGGGGACAUUGCUGAACGACAUGAACAAAAUCGCUGUUAAUACAAACCACCGCGCUAGUCUACAACACCAAUUUCCCGAGUUCCAGCAGCUAGUAUCGCAUAAGAUUUUCGAGGCAAGGGAUGACAUUGGCGGCACUUGGUUGGUGAACCGAUACCCUGGGGUACAAUGCGACGUGCCCGCUCAUGUAUAUGCUUUCCCUUUCGAUCCGAAACCUGACUGGAGUCAUUUCUAUGCUACGGGACAGGAUAUCUACGCCUAUAUGAAACAGACUGCUGAGAAAUGGAACCUACUUCGAGAUGUGCACCUCAAUCACAAGGUUACGGAAGCUAUCUGGCGCGAAGAUCUCGGACAAUGGAAGGUGACAGUUGAAAAUGGUGGACGCACGAUCACAGAAUAUGCCGACUUUCUAGUAUCAGGUCAAGGUGUAUUGAAUAAGUGGCGAUGGCCGGACAUCAAAGGCCUGGAUACCUUCAAAGGCCACAAAUGUCAUUCGGCUGCUUGGGACGAAAACUACGACUAUUCCAACAAGAGGAUCGCCGUCAUUGGAAAUGGAUCUUCGGGUGUCCAAAUUGUGCCUGCACUUGCUCGUCUACCUGGGACGACCGUUUUCAGCUUUCAGAGGAGUCCCAACUACGUUUAUACUCAUCUCUCACCGGCAAAUUUGCUCGGUCGUGAAGAUGACAGCCAAAACCCUCCCUUCACUGAAGAGGACAAGGCUCGAUUCUGCGAGGACAAGGAGUUCCACCGAAACUAUCGUCGGAAGAUCAUUCAUGGAAUCAACUCAUCUUUUAAAAUGUUCUCCAAGGGCUCGGCAGAAAACGCAGCGGUGACAGAAGCGGCCCGUAGGCAAAUGGCAGAAGCCCUCCACCACGACCCUGAAUUGUGCGCAAAGCUGAUCCCAGAAUGGGGUCUGGGUUGUCGCCGAAUCACUCCUGGAGAGGGCUAUCUGGAGUCAUUUACGAAGCCCAACGUCGAGCUGGUGACAAGCGCGGUGGUGGAGGCAACUGAAGACUCGGUCAUCACAGCAGACGGCCGAGAGUUCAAGGUCGACGUGAUCGCCUGCGCCACUGGAUUCGACGUCUCGUUGAAGCCCUCGUGGAGCAUGUUCGGACGGAACGGCGUCGAUCUCAACAAGGAGUGGUCGGUCGACCCGGAGUCCUACCUUUCAGUCGCUGCGCGCGACAUGCCUAACUACUUCAUAUUCCUCGGGCCCAACGCCGUCAUCGCCCACGGCUCACUGCUCGAAUCGAUCAACUGGACCGCCGAUUAUAUCCUAAAGUGGCUACGCAAGGUUGCCACCGAAAACAUCAAGUCGAUUACUCCAAAGGCUGCAGUCGUGGAUGAACUAAUCCAAUAUGGAGACGAAGUCCACAAGACCCUCAUUUGGUCUGAUAGUUGCACGAGUUGGUUCAAGCGAAAUGUGCCUGACGGUCGGAUCACCGCGGCAUUUGCAGGGAGUGCCUUGUUGUUCCGCAGACUGAUCAGCGAGAUACGUGCGGAGGAUUUCGACAUCGAAUACUGGACUGGCAAUCGCUGGUCAUUCAUGGGCACUGGCUUCACAGAGUACGAACUGAACCCAGAGAAUGAUCUAGCUUGGUACAUAGAACAUUAG